UGGCAGCCAUUAGAGAUACCUGACUCACCUGGUUAUUUUUACCUGUGUAAAAGGUGUGUGACGUUGAAAUUGAUUUAGAACAAAAACAAAAGUUUAGACUUGCAUUCUAAGACAAAAUGAGAUAAUCAAGUGUAACCAUUAACUGGGAAAUGUAUCAAAGAACAUCUGUGACAUCCUGAAACCAACAUCUUCGAAAGAACUUUGAUGUUUACCUGCUGAUUAUUUGUAAACAAAUUAUACAGACCUACACAAACAAUGGAAGGAUACAGAAUAUAUAUAACAAUAUUAGUGAUAUGGCUGCAAAUGACUAGGAUACAAGGAAACUGUCCAAUAGCUGAGUGCAUUUGUCUUGAUGGACAGAACCCGUCUAGUGAAAGGAUAAUAGACUGUCGUGAAAAAAGUUUUUUAAGUGUGCCUGCCAUAAAUACUACUGACGAAAUAUUUCAAGAGCUGACACUCAGCAAUGCUGCUGAAUCCAAUUGCAGGAAACCUAAUCCUCAAGCAAAAUGCAACAGAAUUGUACAUAUUUCAAGUAAUGCAUUUGCUGGGCUGAAAGUAAGAAAAAUUGACUUCAGUCAAAAUUACCUAGGAACAGUGGCAAAUGAUGCAUUUAGUGGAUUGGAACAAUAUUUGACAGAACUCAUUUUAGAGGGUGACGAUACAAACCGUGUUCCAUUUUACUCACUGACAACACUGUCUAAACUUAAGUCAUUGACACUUGAACGUUUCACUCUAGAUAGUAAUGGCAUUACUUUCUUUCCACAAGAAUUUCCUGAAUUGGAAACAUUGAUCUUACAUACACUCCAGAUGCAAUAUAUAUCAUCAGGUUCUGUGUCAGGUAAAUUAAGGAAUCUGAAGAGAUUAGAGAUACUUGAUAAUCCAGACUUUACAUCGUUCCCUGUUAGUGCUAUACGACAUCUUACAACAUUAGAACAUAUUCGUUUUGUAAAAAAUGGUAUUACAACCUUUCAAUAUACUGCAAAUGCUUUCGAAUCACUUAGUAAACUGACUGAAUUGGAUUUAUCACACAAUUAUAUCAGUUCCUUACAAUCUGGAUGUUUCAACUAUUUACAUGACAAAUUGGAAUAUCUUGGUCUUCAUCUAAAUAAUUUAAAUGGACAAAAUUUGGCCACUCUGAAAGAGGGUAACUGGACAAAGCUUCAACAAUUAAUAUUAGACAGUAAUCCGAUUGGUUCUGAUGGAUUAACUACAGAUUUGUUCAAAAAUAUGUCACAUCUGGCAAAUUUAAAUUUACAACAAACUCAACUUACUCAAAUUAAACAAAAUGACUUUGCAGGCUUGCCAAAUCUUCAUUUUCUUCACUUAUCUGGAAAUGAUAUCACACAUAUUGAUCCUGGAACCUUUAAUAACACACCAAAUUUAAAGGAACUCUAUUUAGAUACUGUUGGCAGAUCAGAUAAUAAAUUGAGCUUCUCCAAAGAUACUGCACAAGGACUUCAGAACUUGCUACGUAUAGACUUUAAACAAUCACACAUUGAGCCUAUGGCAUUCUGGAAUUCAUUGAAAGUAAUGACCAAAUUAAAACACAUAUAUCUAGAAAAUAAUGGACUUUCAAAUAUUCCAGACUUAACAUUUCAGUAUCAUACACAACUGGAGAAUUUAGAGAUAGCAAAUAAUGGAUUAACCGAACUAACACAAGCACAAAUUCAUGGUUUAGGAAACAGUCUCACAUCACUGCAAUUAACCGGAAAUAAUAUAACUCUUAUUGAUAAAUGUGUCAUUGAAGAACUGUCCAUGUUAAAGAAUUUAUAUUUGGACCAGAAUCCUAUGCAUUGUGAUUGCAAACUGGCAAAGUUAUACCAGUGGGCAAAACAAAAGGAAGUUGAUGAUAGUUUUUUUCAAUAUAUUCUAAAAGCAGUCUGCAGUACUCCGCAAAAUCUUAACAGUCAACAUCUAACUCAAUUAGCUCCCAGUGACCUUGUGUGUCCACCUGGUACACAACUAAUUCAGUGUGAGACUUUCACAACGUCAACAACAAGUACAACUACGCCAUCUACAACUACAGUUCCACUACCAAUAAUUACUCUUUCAAUUGAUGGACGUAAUGAAUUAUAUGUUUCCUUAUCUUGGACUGUUCAAAAUAUAGACCAGUUGUCCAAAUUUUUCAUUACCCAUCAACAGCUAGCAACUAGUGAAACUAAUGACCCAACAGAGGUUGAUGCAAACCAAAGGCAAUGGACAUUGCCUUUAGACAAUCAUAAGGACUAUUCAAUCUGCAUCAAAGCAAAAACAACUGACAAUAGAGUUACUGUUCCUGACUGCAAGAAUUCAUUAGGUGGUAUUGUCACAACAUUUGCACCAACUGCUAGUCCUUCCACAGGAUUAAGUUCUGGAGAAAUUGUUGCGAUUGGAGGAGGCCUUGCAAUACUAAUUAUCCUCAUAGUAGUGAUCCUUUUCUUCCUUAUAAGGUAUCAAACAAGACCAAAAUAUAAAGACACACCUCCUGUUCAUUUUACUGCAUUUAAUGCAAGACCCACGACUGGAUAUGAUUCAAAACGCUUCUCAAAACCAAAGAAACCUCAAGCAAAUGGUGAUCUUAUAGUAAAUGCUAUAUCUUCAGGCAAGACUGGUGAACCGUUGAGUCCAAAUAGUCGUCAUUCGGCAGGAAGUUAUCAAUAUCUUAAUGAAAAUCAAAUGAUUAAUAUACAACCCCAUCUGAACAAUGGUAAAGGAGCUAAUGGCACAUCACAUGACCUGCCGUCACCACCAGGUUACUACCAGGUAACUAACAACCCAAAAAAUGCUGCACCACAAGGAUAUCUGAAUGACCCUCGUAUGAAACAAAGACAGUUACAAGGUUAUUUAAAAGAUUCAAACUUAAAGGAAAACAGAAAUUUGAAUGAUUCAUCAUCCAACAAAUCUCGUUAUGACAAAACACCAGGACAACUUAAGGGACAUGCACCACAGCCUCACUCUUACGUCAAUGACCCUCAAAGGUCACCACCAAGUAUUUAUACGAAUGACAUUAAAGAUAGACCCCUUCCUAAACCAAGGACUAAACAUUAUGAAAAUAAUAACUCUACCGGAUUUCUGAAUCAUGGAUUUGAUAUAGACAGUCCGACAGACCAUGAAAUCACUCCAGAAACAGAAAUAUGAAAAUCUGGGAUAAUAUAGUGCUAAUAAUCAGAGUCCUUUGCCUGGAUUAUAUAAUGUGAUAUCAUGUUCAAUGUGAGAAUGUGACAUUCAUAGACAGGAAGGAUUUCUAUGAUACUGUGUUCCUAAGUUCUCUCUGAAAAAGGACUGAUCUGGUACCAGUAUCAGACCUGGUCAAAAGGACAUGGCCAUUCUCAUACAAAAAAUAUGAAUAAAUAUAUUUUUUUAAUAAGUGAACGAUUGCAAGAAAGAGAAUGAGUUAAUGCCUAAAAGGCUCUAAACGAUUUUGACUGAUUGUGAUACAAAGAUAUCAGUGCAAACCUAGAUCUGUCAAUUCUUCUCAUGAAUAACUGUGUAGAACGCAAAUGUAGAUAAGAUUUAUUUUAUGAGAGUAUGUGAUAUAAGCCAAAUGUACUAGUUUCAUAUCAUACAUCAUAAAGAAUAGUAACUUUGAGUGUUUUAUUUACUAAAUUAGUCAUUUGUACUAUAAUUGGAAUAAUUUUAUGCAAUGAACAUUAUACAUUCAAGUCAAAGUAAUUUAACCAAAGGAGAUAAUAUUUGGAUAAUAAAUUUUACUCCUAAGAGAUUCACAGAUUAUCAUCAACAGAAUAAUGUAAGAAUCUAAAUGAAAAUACAUUCUUGUCAUAGUAACAUUUGAAUUUGACUCCCUAUCAUUUGUGCUCGUUCUUCCUGAAACCACCAUAGUUGUCUUCUAAUAGUAUGCUUGCCUCAAAUGCAAAAGGCUAUGGUUUGAUCCCUGACCACUUAUAAAAAUGACUUUAAAAAAGUAAUUUGCCUCUUUUCUACUAAAAGACCUGUCAGCUUAGAAUCAGUAAAAUGUGAUUAAGUAAGGCUAUACAUUUUAUUGUUGACUAACUUCUUAAGGCAUACGUGUUCCAUUAUUUUGAUACACCUGUAUUUUGACUUUUGGUUUAAAUUAUAAGUGUAUGUCUAUACAAAUUCCUAUGCAGUAUUACACAACUGGUUUAUUUUUGACAACAAAUAUAGAUAAAAAGAAACACCUUAUGGUUAUAUAGGCUUCUUUUAUGCAAUCUAUUUAAAUGAGUACACCUAUACCCUACUAGUCUUUAAACUUGUUUGUGUUCUAUUGAAACUUUUGUUUACUAAUUAUGUGAUCUGUACUAUUUGCUUUUAUAUGUAUAACCUUCAGGCUUAUGACCUUCAGGUGUGUAAACCAUUUUGUUUUUUUAAACCUAUAAAAUCUAUCAUAUUAUUUUUGCUUGCUCUUUCCCCUUUCUGUGUUUUAAUUUAAAUUUCUUUUCCAUUUAAGAAAGUCUCAAACUUUUCUAUUUGAUAUGAAAGAAAGAUAUGAAAAUUAAUGAGUAUUUUUUAGAAAAAUUUACACAUUGACAUCAACUUGAAAACAGAUAAAGUUUUCAAAGUAUUUUUACAAACCAAAUUUAACGAAAUGAGUUUCAGAUUGAGGCAGAUGCAUCCUGUUUAAGUACACUUUGAAUUUUGCCAAAUUUUCUACAUUAUUUUCAUUUAAUUCAUUUGUUAAAUAUUUAAUGUUUGUUGUUGUUCAUUUUUAUAACUCUAGUUUACUCUAUAGAUUACAUCUAUUUGUUGUUUUAUCAUAUGAUCAGUGCAAAAACUGUUUCACAAUAAUUGUUACAGAGUUAUGAAUUAUGUUGUUUAUUUUAAUACAUGAUUUUUGUAUAUAUCACUCAUUACUUUCAAAUUUUUAUUGAUGUUUAUUGCAAUUUUUUCAGUAUGAUAUUCACCACAAAUCAAUAGUAACGUUUAUCAGUCAUGUGCCAUAAAUAUGAGAAGGCGUUUAUUGAUCAGCAUUGUGUAUUGGCUAAUGUAAACACAAUGAGUAAUACACUUGUAAAUAUCUCUCUUGUAAAGUAAAAUCACUUUUAUAAAUUUCGACAUAUCUAAAAAAAAAAAUCAAGUUUGUAAAAUAGGAUACAAAUUCAAUAUUUGUAAAAACAUUUUGAUUUCAGAAAAAACAAAAGGUAGGAUGUAAUUCAAAUAAUUUAGAAAGAUAUACAACUAAAAAAACCACAUGAAUGAAAAACCGGAUAAGUUAUCUAUAGGGAUUGUAAUACUACUUAAUUUUCUUCUUCUUAAGUUCAUAUAACUUUAAUAGGAAACAAAAGAUAAUCCCACUGAUCAUCAAACAUCCCUAGUUCUGAUACAGCGGACCUAUGUAGGCUUCAACUCAGGAAUUUUUACAAACUAUGCUCAGGCACUUGAAUUGAUGAAAUUUUGUAUAGGUUGUUACUUAUCCUAGUCCUGUCUUGAAUGAAUUGGGAAAACUAUGCUGUAUAAAAUGAGAGUUGUACUUGCAUUCCCCUUAUAUUUAUGCCUAAAACUAUCUUCAUUUGUCCAUCUGGGACCUCAAGUUAAAUAGUUAAAUUAUAAAGAAACAAAAAAAGAAAGGGAAAAAACUUGACAAAUUUUAAGUUCUGUUGAUUUUACUAAUUGCAUUUUUAUCCCACAUUCAUAAAAUAAUAUUCCCAUAUUUUGUUUUCUGGGAAAGGGAGGGAAGGGGAGGGGAGGGGUAAAAUGCUGAGUGAAUCUAUCAAGUGAAGAAUUAUGAAUAUGAAAGAUGUUUACUGAUAUAAAAGAUGAUGUUGAUUGUUUACAUUGUAUAUUGUAGAACCACUGAUGUGAUAAAUAAUUCACUGAUGUAGAAAAGUGCCUUAAUGUGUAAUUUUCAGGCAUUUUUUAUACAUCUUUUCAAUACACACAUUUAUUUUUGUUUGUUGAGAUAUUAAUAUUUUUUCAACACUUGUUUAAAGAUCAUCAACAUGUACAUAUACUCUCUGUUUUAAAGUAGAAAAAAAAGAAAUUAAAAUUAACUUUCAAUUUAGCUUUAACAAGGAUCUUCUGGGAAAAACUCAAAAUAUAUACUCAUUAACUGUGUUUGUCAUGUUUAAAUGAUUUUUUCCUUGGCCCUCCUUAGAAGACGUUUUUCUCCAAGCAUAAUCAAAUUGACAUAUUUUUUGUACAUAAUCACGACUAGUGCUAGAUUUACAUAUCAAGGAUACUAAAUAAGACAUUAUAUUGUUAAAAAUAUUGUAUAGAUUUUUUCAGAUGUAUAUAUUUAUGUCAACAUAAUAUAUUAUUAUAUGAAUAUUAAAUUUUUAUGACUCAA
Messenger RNA from Mytilus californianus (California mussel), 6241 nucleotides. RefSeq names its product slit homolog 3 protein-like. Bases 256 to 3117 code for a protein of 953 amino acids. Gene Ontology annotation, cellular component: extracellular matrix. The record is from RefSeq and is a predicted model, not a curated record. Gene Ontology annotation, molecular function: protein binding. The transcript has 2 exons. NCBI's taxonomy places the organism in Eukaryota, Metazoa, Mollusca, Bivalvia, Mytilida, Mytilidae.